AUGGAAUCCGAGGAAGAACCACCCGGAACAAUUCUAGUGCCUAUAGAUCGAGCACAACGCGAUCGACCCAUUCCGAAUGGGACCAAGUUCUUGGCGCGAGGAAAUGCAGCAGAUGUCUGGUUGGUUGAUAUUCCGGAUGCACACGGUCAGAAGUAUGUACUCAAAGCCGUUCGAAUGAGCUUGGAGUCACUUCGAGAGAAUCUUAAUCCAAAGAGUUCGAAAGGAGCGACAGAAUUGUGGGAAGUAUUCACCAGCGCUUUCCUAUCAAAGGUUGAGCAAUGGAAAGCUCUGCGACAUACACACGUUAUUAGUCUGUUCGGUCUUCAAGCAGAGCUGGUGAUUUACACCGAGUUCUGUGUAAAUGGCACUGCCACGCAGUAUUUGAGUCAGCAUCCAGAAGACCACAUCAGCCGACGGAAAAGCAUGAUUUCAGAAGUCCUGGCUGGAGUAAACUAUCUGCAUCUGCAGAAUCCCCCGGUCAUUCAUGGUUGUAUUUGCAUGGAUAAAAUCUUCGUCGACAUGCAUGGUCGAGCUAAGAUAGGGGAGUUCGGACUAUCGAAUUUGGUCGAAGAAUUUGGGCUUUUCGUCCCUUCUAUAUCCCAGGUCAGUCGGAUUCGAUGGCUGAGCCCGGAGCUUCUGGAUAUCAAUGCCGAGGAUCAUGUUCCGAUCCCAACCGUUGCAUCUGAUGUUUGGGCUUUGGGGUGCACAAUAUUUGAGAUUAUGAGUGGAAAGCUACCAUAUUUCAAAUUUAAGCAUGAUCUACGAGUGCAGCAGGAGAUAUUAUCGAAGAAACUCCCUGGUCGCUCAAGCAAUUGCCUUGAUACUGAACUCUCAGAUAGCUGGGCCACGCUUGCUCAAUGUUGGGUCUGGAUGCCAGAACAACGGCCAACGGUUGAUGCGUUGGCGCGAUCAGCUCUUUCAGCUAUGGACAAAAACGCAGAAAUGGAUGUCGAGGAACCAGCAUCAGAGAAAGUUUUGGCAGAAUUAUCUCAGCCUUCUGUCGAUCGUGACCAGCCCCUAUCAUAUCAGCGAGCAAUACCUGUUCAAGAGUAUUUGAUUUCGACCAUCCAACCAACCUCAAGAUACAGACCACAGACUAGACUCAACACUUCGACAGACGUACAGUAUCCACCGACCCGAAUGAGAGGCUUGGCGUUUUCAUCCGGUAGCUUUGGCCGCAAACGCGCUCGCUCCCAAACGCGCCAGCACUCAGCGGCUGCCCCCGGUGGAAGUUAUGCAUUUACAUGUGAGAAUUGCAGACAGUUCAGGAUGAAGUGCAGGUAUCCCCCUGACUCAAAUACCUGCUUUCGCUGUGAAUCGACCGGAAGUGAUUGCAUCAUUCAGCCACGGAAAUUCAGGCAGACCGUUAGAGGGCCAGACCAGCUCGCCGCUCUUCUCGAAGAAAAGGAGGCGGUCGUUCAAGGCCUUCUUCAAGUCCUUUCCAGAAAGGGGACAGAGGAUGAAGCAAAUUACACUGAGGACAACCUGCACUGGACUGAACGAGGGGUUCGUUCAUUGAUCGCUAGUAAAACGCCUUGGGAAUACCCCCAGUCGAGGGAAGGAGCGCAAUUACCUACGUUUCUCGAGCAAAUAGCUGGUUCAUCGCCCAAUGCUCUGAAUACGCGGGACAUGGGCGUUACUAUUGGGCCGGCAUAUCAUACUCAGGGAACGGACAAGUCUGUACCUGCGAACUUGUCAUAUACUCGACCGGUUCAUGAACUGAAUCCCGAACUAAGGAGGAUUUAUAAGAGGCAGAUGAUACCUGAAACUCCGAUAAUGAAGAUACUUGGCGAUGAUGAAGUUGAGCAUUUGUUUUCUAUUUUUCAUGAUAAGCUUAAUGUGUCAAUUGCGCUCUUGGACCCCACGAUUCACACUGCUUGGAACGUUAAAACAUGCAGCCCGUUUUUGUUCACAGUUAUCUGUGGUGUUGCGUCGCGAUACUGGGCUGAGCGCCCCGCAAUGCAUGCAACCCUAAUGCAACACGUUAAGUCCGCUGCCGUGGCCGCGAUAACAGAAAACCAGAAAACUCUCGAAGUGUGUCAGGCCUACCUGCUACUUAGCAUCUACCAACAGCCCACGAAAGACUGGCCUGAAGAUCGAGCAUGGCUAUACUUGGGGCUUGGACUGGAUUUGAAUCUGCACCAAGACGUUCCGGCAGGUUAUAUGAAUGAUACACAUGAGAGGGACCAAGAAUUGACAACUAUGUUUGGCCGACCUUCUGCCAUCCCCGAGAAUUACAUUUCCAAUCGUUCUCUAGAAUGGCUGAGAAGUUCACCAUACAACAGACUUCUAGACUUGCAUCUUUGUGAUUAUAACAAACUACUUCACGUUGUAGCAAAAUAUGCUAGUAAUAUUUAUUCGGAUGUGGAAAGUACGACCGGCUUUAAUUGGAACACCGACUUUGCAUCAAUCGCUCUUGCGUUUGAUGAAGAAAUAAUGCAUUUCAUGGAGGGCAUCAGGUAUAGUCAUGCAAGCAGUCUCGAGCCAUCGCCUCCUUCGUACCAAUAUUGGCUGGGACAGAUGUCAUUAGCGAUCAAAUACUACCACUUAAUGAUGCACUCGCUUGCGCUGGAGCGUUCGUACAAGGCAACCAGCGUAAUUUCAGCCGCGCUUCUCGCCCCUGCAAUUGAUGCAGCUUCAGAGAUAUUGCAUACCAUGAACGAGAACCUGCAAAGAUAUGAAUCUUAUCGACACUCACCGGACAAAGCGUGGUUGUGGUCGGUUUAUGCCGCCAUGUUCUUGAUCAAGUUCAUUAAGCCACGCUCUACAAAAUUACUGCACUGCACGUUAACUGACUUGCAACGCGAGAGAGCGAUUCUUCUCAUUGAGACGCUCAUUCGUAACUUGAGGACAAAUGCUGUGGAUGGCCGGCACAUUCCCGCCUUGUACGCGCAGUAUUUGUCUCAUCUUCUGGUUAAAACGGCUGUAUCAGAUGCACGGGAGAUGGAGCAACCGAACCCCGACAUCCGAGCCAGUGUAGGUUUAGAUAACCAGUGGCCUGGUUUCUCCACAGAUAAUCCUAUUUUUGAGGCCGGACACGAAAGCUUUUGGGAUAACCUUCUAUUACCCGGUAUUUGGGGAAUUUCGAUGUUCUUAGCAUAA
Molecule: messenger RNA, 3102 nt
Organism: Rhizoctonia solani
Lineage: Eukaryota; Fungi; Basidiomycota; Agaricomycetes; Cantharellales; Ceratobasidiaceae
Product: Fungal specific transcription factor domain
Exons: 25
Coding region: 1-3102 (1033 amino acids)
Biological process (GO): protein phosphorylation; regulation of DNA-templated transcription
Cellular component (GO): cytoplasm
Molecular function (GO): ATP binding; DNA-binding transcription factor activity, RNA polymerase II-specific; protein serine/threonine kinase activity
Source: RefSeq, a predicted model, not a curated record